AUGGCAAGGCAGAGAGACAUCUGGUCUAUCGGCUGCAUUCUUGGAGAGCUUGCAGACGGUCAGCCCCUGUUCCCGGGCGAGAGUGAGAUAGAUCAGCUCUACGUCAUCCAGAAGAUUGUCGGACAAUUGCCGCCCGAUCAGAUGAACAUGUUCUAUAACAACGCUCGAUUCUCCGGGUUAAAGUUUCCAUCAGUGUCCAAGCCACAGACUAUCGUGAAAAGAUACCAGGGAAUACUCAGUAGCGUCAUGAUAGACUUUAUGGUGCAAACACUAAGGCUAGAGCCUACAGACAGGUUCACGAUAGAGGAUUGCCUGGACCACGUGUCCUUCCAGACAGAACGUCUUCUCAACCGGGGCAGCCAGGUGCCCAUCAAGCACAUCGACGCUCAUAACACCAGCAAGAAACGCAAG
Dreissena polymorpha is the source of this 411-nucleotide messenger RNA. RefSeq names its product cyclin-dependent kinase-like 5. The transcript has 3 exons. Gene Ontology annotation, molecular function: MAP kinase activity; ATP binding. NCBI's taxonomy places the organism in Eukaryota, Metazoa, Mollusca, Bivalvia, Myida, Dreissenidae. The record is from RefSeq and is a predicted model, not a curated record. Gene Ontology annotation, biological process: protein phosphorylation; intracellular signal transduction. The annotation marks the transcript as partial. Gene Ontology annotation, cellular component: nucleus; cytoplasm.